AUGGGUGUCCCCAUGACCGUCUGCCUCUCUGCACUGACCUGCCUCUCCUUUGUCAUGAUUGGUGGAGACUGUCAGACAGACGCUUCCCGUGACCACUCCCUGACGCCUCUCCACGACAGCCGUGCUCGCUCCCCAAACGCCCCCGCCCCCUUACCCCGCCCGGUCUCUCACUCCAACACGUCCGUCCAUGGGCUCGGAGGCUCAGGAGCGCCCCCUGGCUGUGUGCAGCCCACAGCGAUAAAGCUGGUGUUCAAGUACGUCAACACGCUGCUGUCGUGCGUCAUCUUCGUGGUGGGGAUUGUGGGGAACUCCACGCUCCUGCGCAUCAUCGGGGAGAACAAGAGCAUGCGCACCGGCCCAAACGCUCUGAUUGCCAGCCUUGCACUGGGAGACCUCAUCUACAUCGUGUUUGCCAUUCCCAUCCACAUCUACAAGCUCAUAGCGAUGCGGUGGCCAUUCUCUGACAGUGUGUUGGGUCUCCUCUUGUGUAAGCUGGUGCCUUUUGUGCAGAAAGCCUCUGUGGGAAUCACUGUACUCAACCUGUGUGCCCUAAGUGUGGACAGGUACCGUGCGGUAGCGUCCUGGACGCGUGUGCGGAGCGUGGGAGUGCCGGUGCAGACGGCGCUGGAGAUCGCGUGUAUCUGGUGUGUGUCGGCCAUGCUGGCCGUGCCGGAGGCCAUGGGCUUCCGCAUGGUGGCCUUCUCUUACCGCAACAUAUCCACACACACCUGCAUGCUGCAGGCCACCACCCCCUUCCUCAGGUUCUACAGGGAUGUAAAAGACUGGUGGUUGUUUGGGUUUUAUUUCUGUGUGCCGCUGCUGUGCACGGCGGUCUUCUACUCACUGAUGACCGGGAGAAUGCUGCACCAGCGCAAGCAGCUCAGAUCAGCACUCAGCCAGCACCUCAAACAGAGGCGUGAAGUUGCAAAAGCAGUCUUUAGUCUGGUGGUGAUCUUUGCGCUGUGCUGGUUCCCUCUGCACCUCAGCCGCAUCCUCAAGAAGCUCAACUACAGCCCUCAGGACACACACCGCUGUGACCUGCUCAAUUUCCUGUUGGUACUGGACUACCUGAGUGUGAACCUGGCCACCGUCAACUCCUGCAUCAACCCCAUCAUCCUCUACUUUGUCAGCAAGAGAUUUAAAAACUGCUUUAGGUCUUGUCUGUGCUGCUGGUGUUCCUCUGGUAGGAGUCGUGUUCAUUCCAGCCCUGAGAAACACAAAGCCCUCCUCACCUAAAUAUGUGUCUGAAUAUCACAGUAUGUGUCUGUGU
Messenger RNA from Sardina pilchardus (European sardine), 1270 nucleotides. Its product is annotated as endothelin receptor type B-like. Gene Ontology annotation, biological process: regulation of blood pressure; developmental pigmentation; vasoconstriction. The record is from RefSeq and is a predicted model, not a curated record. Bases 1 to 1236 code for a protein of 411 amino acids. Gene Ontology annotation, molecular function: endothelin receptor activity. Lineage: Eukaryota; Metazoa; Chordata; Actinopteri; Clupeiformes; Clupeidae. Gene Ontology annotation, cellular component: plasma membrane. The transcript is spliced from 7 exons.